CUAUUUCAUUCAUGAGUUGGAUCAGCGAUGGCAUCUAAAUCUGAUAUUCUACUGAAAGAGUGCUCUGACCAAUUGACUUGCCCGAUAUGUCUGGAAACUCUUAACACACCCAAAACCUUAGAAUGCCAGCAUGUGUUCUGUAUGGGAUGCCUGGAUAAAUGGAUCAAUGAGAAUAAAGCUAAAAGAGAAGACCAACAACCCGAAUGCUACCCAUGCCCAGUUUGCAAAGUUGAUUACAACGUCCCAAAGAAUGGCUCAAAAUCGUAUAAAACAAACUUCCUGCUUAGCUCACUUAUUGAUGUCCUUCAGAGAGUGGAGAAACUGAAGACAGAUGAACCAAUAUACUGUGAUGUCUGCCUAGAAGAUGGGGAAAAGUCAACUGUGAUAUGUCGCUGUAUUGAGUGUGCCGAGAACCUUUGCCAAACUUGUUCCACAGUACAUAAGAGGUCAAAACUGAGUCGCAGCCAUGAACUAUUGGAGGUUGCUGGGGAGGAUGGUGGGAAAUCUGAAGCUAUGCUAGCUUCUUUGAAAAAGAGCCAGAUGUUGUGUAAGGCACACCCUGGGGAGGCCCUCAAGUUCUAUUGUCAACAAGACAAGGUUGUUGUUUGCCGUGACUGUUGCAUCACAAAGCAUUCCAAUCACACCUGCGUCGCUUUAACAGAGAUCACAGAAAAACAUGUGGAAAACUUAAACACUUUAAUGACAUUUGCAAAAAAUAAAAUAAAUAAAUAUGACGAGAGUAAAAACAGAAUAGACGAGUUUAAAAUGAAAGCAAAUGAGGGAGCCAAAAAAGAAAUUGAUGAGUUGAAAAAGGACAGAGAUAUGAGGUUAAAGCAAGUUAGUGAUUACUUUGAUGGACUGGACAAAGAAUUGAAGGCAUCACAUGAAGAAAUCAUGAAACACCUACAAGAUCAACAGAAUCAACUAGAGAUUGACAAGGGAGUCUCAGAAGGUACACUGGCCAACCUCAGCACUAUGAUACAACAUGGGCACCCUGUAGAAAUUGCCAAUUCUAAUCCAGAUAUCAUGGAUAGAAUUCAAAAGUGGAGCCACACAACUAAAGUAAAACCCAAGCCAGAGCAUAAAAUAUACCGAUCUGGCACUUUGGACGUCAAAACCCUGGGAAAAGUUGGGUACUCUAUACAGCUCAAAGCAGAAGAGAUUCAAGAGAGGCGUCAAUUGGAAAUGCAAACAAAGCGUGAAGAUUGUAUAAUUCUAUGAAGUGCUCCAGCAUAAUGCUAAUUAUGUAAGCUGAAUUACACCACAAAGCCUUAGUUUAAUGAAUAAAAGUACAAAUGACUAUAAUAUAAUAAUAUAUAAUAUGAAUGUAAUACACUGUAUAUAUAUACCUGGUAUUAUAUAUAAAUGAAAAUAGAGAGAUAUUUGGUACUGAAAGACAAAGUUGCAGCUUUUUUCUCAUUUAGACUUUGAUUCUGUUACAUCGCAACAUAUGUCAGUGGGUG
Molecule: messenger RNA, 1463 nt
Organism: Owenia fusiformis
Lineage: Eukaryota; Metazoa; Annelida; Polychaeta; Sabellida; Oweniidae
Source: the annotation of a GenBank genome assembly